AUGGUCGCCAUCCACCCCGAAGCGAGCACCUCUGAAAUCAAGCACAAGAAAAGCCGCCGGAAAAUGGCGAAGAAGCCCGCUCGGAUCGCCCCUGCAGAAGGCACGGAAGACCUUGAGAUGGAGGAGGGCCAACCCGCCAGUGCAGAGGAGGCUCCUGCGGACGAGGAGCAACACGAGACGAACUGGAACGACCAAGAUGACGAAGUGAUGAUCGACACCGACGCCGCGGCACCACCCCCCACAGACGCACCCGCAUUCCCUCCCCUCCCCGCAUCGGCGCAGCGGUCCGCCCUCAAAUCCGAGGUCCGCAGGAUACCUAUGCCCCCUCAUCGCAUGACGCCUUUGAAGAAGGAAUGGGUGAACAUCUUUUCGCCCUUGACAGAGAUUCUGCAGCUGCAAGUCCGUAUGAACGUGCGGCGGAAGUGUGUGGAGAUCCGAACGUCCAAGCAUACCAAGGAUGUCGGUGCCAUCCAAAAAGGCGCGGACUUUGUAAAGGCCUUCGCUCUGGGUUUUGAUGUCCAUGACUCGAUUGCUCUCUUGCGGCUUGAUGAUCUCUACCUCGACUCUUUCGAGAUCAAGGACGUUAAGACGCUCCACGGAGAUCAUCUUUCCCGUGCGAUCGGUCGCAUUGCCGGUCAAGACGGUAAGACGAAGUUCACCAUUGAGAACACGAGCAGGACUCGCAUUGUCCUCGCCGACACUAAAAUCCACAUCCUGGGCUCGUUCCAGAACAUCAAAAUCGCUCGCGACGCCAUUAGGGCUCUUUGA
Messenger RNA from Epithele typhae, 768 nucleotides. RefSeq lists its product as uncharacterized. Lineage: Eukaryota; Fungi; Basidiomycota; Agaricomycetes; Polyporales; Epitheliaceae. The record is from RefSeq and is a predicted model, not a curated record. Gene Ontology annotation, cellular component: nucleolus. Gene Ontology annotation, molecular function: RNA binding. The transcript has 6 exons. The coding region runs from base 1 to 768 and encodes 255 amino acids.